AUGCUGACCAUCCUCGCGCUAGCUUCAGUUCUAUUCCUGGGAACAGUCCCGGAGCAGACGGAGGCCAUAGUGAUCUACACGGGCUGGGAGAGGCACGCCCUGGUGGGCUCGGACGUCCGGCUCUCGUGCUCCUUCUUCUCGUGGCGUUGGACCUCUGAUGACGUGACCUUCUCGUGGACCUACAGACCGGACGGAUCCAGGGACACCGUCUCGAUCUUUCAUUACACUGGUGGGGUGCCGUACCUGGACAACAAGGGCCCCUUCAGAGACAGACUGGAGUUUGUUGGUAACCCCAGCCGACGGGACGGGUCCAUUCUGCUGAAGAACGUGGACUUCGGAGACAACGGAACCUUCACCUGCGACGCCAAGAACCCCCCAGACAUCAGCGGGCGCCCCUCCAGUGUGCGCCUGCUCGUGUUUGAGAAAGUCCCCAUCCAGGCCGGAGUGAUCACCGGCUCCAUCAUCGGCACAGUUCUGGGGCUGCUGAUUCUCAUCGUGGUCAUUUAUUACCUCAUGAGGUUCCUGGUGGCUCGCCGCGUCUUCAGCCUCAACGUCAGGUCAGUGCCUUGCUCAUGGGCUCUGUGUCACGGAAUCGAAGUCAAACCUGAGCCCAUCCCGGGCACCGAGACGUGCGUGGCCAAAGGGGAGGCCAAAUGA
Messenger RNA from Boleophthalmus pectinirostris (great blue-spotted mudskipper), 657 nucleotides. It is a transcript of the gene mpz, whose product is annotated as myelin protein zero. The transcript has 4 exons. Gene Ontology annotation, biological process: myelination. Gene Ontology annotation, cellular component: membrane. Lineage: Eukaryota; Metazoa; Chordata; Actinopteri; Gobiiformes; Gobiidae. The record is from RefSeq and is a predicted model, not a curated record. The coding region runs from base 1 to 657 and encodes 218 amino acids.